CGUCCGCAGCUCCGGGCCCCCGCCUCCCUCCCACCAUGGUCACCACCACGGCGCCGCCGCCCUUCCUGGCUCGCAUCUCGUCGGGCGCCGACGACCCCCGGCGGCUGCCCUCCGGCCUCCUGCAGCGCCUGCGGCGGGGGGACAGCAACUGCGAGAACCAGCCCGGCUGCUGCCUGGCCGCCGCUGCCGCCGCCGCCGCGGGGGGGAGCGGAUCGCGGCCGGCGCUCAAGAGGGUGAGGCGGAGGAAGGGCAAGCUCCGGCCGGGCCCCGCGGGGCUGCUGCCCAGCCGCUACCAGCAGUACCAGCAGCACCGCGCCGGCCUGGGCAGGAGGACGCCGCUAGCCGCCUACGGCCCGGGGGAGCUGCGCGCUCCCCCAGCUCCCGGCGUGGCUGCCACCCCUCCGGAGGAACCCCCCGCGGCCGCCCCUUCGAGAGCCGCGCCCGGCAGAGCGCUGAGGAAGGAGGUCUUGAAGAAUAAGAUGGGAAAGUCUGAGAAGGCGGCGGCCCCCCACAGCCCGCCCGUUCACGGUUUCCACCUGUGUGAGCAACCGAAGAUCAACAGGCAGAAGGGCAAGUGCGGCGUGCCGCUGGCCAAGAUCGCCUCCGCCAAAAAGAUGGAGAGCUUCUGGCAAGACUCGGUGUCAGCAGAAAUAAUCCCCAAGCCGGAGAAGAAGCCGCUGAAAAACACAGAGAACUUCAGAAACGCCAAGUCCAAGAAACCCGUCACCCUCACGGAAGCGAACCAAAAAGAGAAUUACGCUGGGGCAAAAUUCAGCGACCCGCCAUCACCUAGUGUCCUUCCAAAGCCUCCCAGCCACUGGGUGGGUGGCACAGCUGAACUUUCCGACCAAAACAGGGAGUUGAUGGCAGUCCAUUUGAAAACUCUCCUAAAAGUUCAAGCGUAGUUUCCAAGAUCUCUGAAGAGCUGCAAAAAAAAAAAAAAAGUCCAUCCAGGAAACUUACACAUGCCUUGUUGCAAAGAAAAAAAAAAAAUUACAAAAAAAAAAAAUUGCAAAAGACUGUCAAGUCUUGUAACCACAUACAAAAAUCCUUGUAUUAUAUUUUUUAUGGUUGUGUAAAUAGUGUACAUCAUGUAUUAUGUGUAUAUUCUUGUUCAUACUUUGAGAGGUACAUUUUAGUUUUGUUAUGAAAGGAUGUAUUUUGCACUGCCUGAAUGGUAGAUGUCUUGUAUAUAAAACAUGGACAAUUUUAAGUGUGUGCUUGACACAUGAAGACUUGACUUGAUUUGCACAAGGUAAUGGAAGAUCUGAAAGGAGAGUACAGCUUUCUGAUGUCAAGGUUCCAGAUCAAAUGUGAAUGGUUUACUCAUGCACUACUGACAAUAGUUUUACAUUCUGUGUCCCAGUUCAAGUACAAACAUGGAAUUUUCAUACAAAUGUGAAUUUUUGCUCUGGAAACAAUAUCUGGAAUUCCUGUUCAUGUGUUUGUUACAAAAUCAACUGGAAUUUGCCUAGAAUUCCAACCCACCAAAUUGAGCACUGCUAACUUCUUUAAAAAGAAAAAAAAAAGCAGAGCUUUCUGCCAUAAUUUUAAUUGGUCACUAACAAAUUAAAUAAAACAAUUUGGCCUCCCCUUAA
Anas platyrhynchos (mallard) is the source of this 1598-nucleotide messenger RNA. It is a transcript of the gene PNRC1, whose product is annotated as proline rich nuclear receptor coactivator 1. NCBI's taxonomy places the organism in Eukaryota, Metazoa, Chordata, Aves, Anseriformes, Anatidae. The record is from RefSeq and is a predicted model, not a curated record.